UUUUCGUUGUUCAGGUGUGAGAUGAACGCGGCCCGAUCGGCCUUCACGCCGUAGCUCGCUUGCUCGGCGCAGCCGCCAGUGCUACGGAUGUAAGAAAUUGGGGCGAAACGCACUCGUCGUCUGUCGCUUCGUCGGUGGUCGUUCGCUGACUGGCUGGUCCUUUGCGCUAGCUUCCUAAGUUAGUUGAAUGUAAUUGUGGCAGUGGCGCCACCGUCGAUGGCAGAAUUCUAAACCGGUGCUAUGUCAACUCUCCUCCUCGGAGUCGCCGGGGGCGCGCGCCGCCUGCUUCUAUGGGAAACGUAUGGGUAGGCUAGGAAGGGAGGCACGGCAGCAAAGCGGGGGAGCGCGGAGUGGCUGAGAACCCUCGCCCUAUUCUCCGGGCGGGCAGGAGCAGCAGCAGCACAACGAGCAGCUAGCGCCGAGCUCUGCCUUGCUGUCAACCAGCAAGGAGACUCACUCCAGCGUGUGGUGGAGCUGGUGGCCUGCGCUGGCCUGCCUUAGUAGGCACAGCCCCUUGCAACAACGUUUGCAGCUGCAGUACAAACGGCAGCGGCAGGACCAGCAUCACCGCUGAUACUAUUACGUAGUGGCUCAAACGCAUUUACAAACAGCCGCAGAUAAACAGGUCAAAGCAAACUGCAAACAACCGCCAGCUGAGCGAAAGCUCGAUCGACCCCGUAAGUACUGUAAGAAAAAACGAUUGUGUUAGAUCUUCGCUCCUUGCGACGUCAUUCGAGUGAACAGCGUUGUGGAAUCUAUGCCGGCUAAAAGCUAGUAACGUUUCGGUAGCGGUGUGGCCAAAUAAGGCGAUGCUCAAACAAAUUACGACGGAGACAGCGUGUAGGGACAAAGGCGUAUGAUUCUCCGCGCAACAAUUUGAUUUUCUAUUAGGACGACCGCGACAGCGGCUAUUACUGUAGCCGUACGAUUAAAGCAGGCUACGGCGCUAUCAGAAGCAGCAGAGAACGAUAUCUUCUACUUGACCUGUACCGUCGCGAAUACGUUACGUUUGCGCUGUUCCGUUUGCCGUAAACUCAGUUAACGCACACGCGCUUGCUUGCGCUGCUGCAGUAUAAGGUAGUCUUUGCCUGUAACACACAAAAAGCAGCAUAAUAACAGCUACGGCAAGCAGACAGGGUCCCUGCAAACACAGAAGAAGGGGAAAGUUAAGUUGAAGGUUCCUGGAUCGGUGUGGCUAGAAUACAGACGAGGCUGUGCGUGUGCCAUCAGCGCCAUCCCACUGUUGCAGCGAAAGUGCAGGGAUCGAGUGGAGCUACUAGGCGGACAAUAGCUCUUUAGUGCAUGACCACCGUAAUAAAGUGACAAAGUGGCCCAUAAUCAUAACAAGUUGUGAGAGUUUCGUUCUUUAUUUGCUUUAUUCCGUCUAUAAGUGUCUUCGCCAUCUUCGACUUCUCGGUUGUGCUUAGCUGGCGUCUACAUAGCCAUUCAUUUCGAACGACUGAUAGGUUAAGGCUGGUUAACAAUACAGGCAUCGUACAUAUGUGUUGGCGCCAAUUUUUCCUAGAAUGGUCUAAGGGGACUGAUUUGGCUAGAAGAAUAGUGUGACAGUGUGACGAAGACCGAUCCAGUGACUGCGGCGGAAAAACAACAAAAGGACCUUCAAAUCUUGGUACCCUGAGUUUUUAGAGAAUAAAGUUUAGCACUAACCGACCGCUCGAGUUGAACUGCUUCAAGUACAUUUCUAUGCGUCGCGAAGCCCACAGGCGCGUGCGACCGUCCUCGUCAACACUCCUCCAACUAGAUCGAUGGUAGUAUAAGCUACUGAAGACAAAUCCAUUGAAUUAGCAAUGGAUGUUCAAAUCUACCAUCGUUAAACAUCGCUGCUUUCGACGACAGCUGCCACCUUCAUCGCCCCACAAAGGCAGCCAAAUGUGUCUACUCCUGCCGCAAAUCUAGACUUACAUGCUUCUACGGUUCGCAAGCGGACAUUUUACGACUGAACUAUGACAGGGACGAAACGGAUCGUGAGCGUAGCAAGCGUAAACAUUAGCGUCAAUGCGUCGUACGGCAACGGUCGAAACAGAUAUGGGGAUGUAAAGCAACAGCCCCUUAUAGUGGAUGGCGUCGUGUACCCGCGCGACACUUGAGUAGGCGUUGUUGUACCAAAAAAAGCCAAGCAAACACGGCGUCAGGCGGCACCGAAUCCAAGGAAUGUGACCCGAUGAUAUGCUCAUCGCAGGGGUAUUGUUCUUCAUCUAAUAAACACAGUGAAGACCCCCGAAACAACGUCAGCCUUGCUUCACACAGCAGCCCUGAUGAUAGCAUUAGGAUACGAGCGGGCUCGGUGGAACUCCUUCGGGAAGGCGGAGGGAAUGCUUCAGGAACAACCGAUCAGUUAUCUCACGAAGUAGUACUCGUCGAUCCAUCAAUGGCAUCUCAAACGAAAUGUGCAGCCCUUAAGCAAAACGAAUCAGAUACCUUACAGACGAAUAGCGCACGACUGCCGCGUCAACAACUAAGAUUUGAAACAACUUGUCCUCAAUUGACGGGAGUGUGCACCGGCCGUUAUUCUUCACUCCAUAUUGAUAAGGCGGUAUAUAUUCCUCGCAUCAAUCACGCCGGCAGCUUCCGAUUAAUGGAUACGCCAAGUUCCCAGCCGACGCACCUCCAGCAAGAAGCACAACAGAACGGUCUUCAUUCGCGAAUCUGGCCGCCGGGUCGACGUCUUACCCGGGCCGGAAUGGCGGGGGUUAAAGCGAGUUGCUCUUUGGUGGAGCUGCGCGGUAGCUGUGGUGUUUCUGAAAUGCGAUUAGGUUGUGGAAGUAGCGACGCCGAUAGUAGCUUUGGCAGUCUGCUAAGGCUGAGUGGCACACAUUGCGGACGACCUGCGAGACUACUGCACUUCGCCGGUAGGGGGCCAGAUACGUUAGUUACAGCCAAUGGUGUUACGUUGCUCCAGCAAACAGGCCAGCACUCAGUGUCAAGCGGAAGUAUUGCAGAAUCAGCGGCAAGCCAAACUUCUCAGUCCCAAAAAGAGCUGCGUAUGAUCCGAGGGCAACUUUUUCAGGAAGGCGAUAGCAAUAACAACAACAGUCUACACGAAAAUCAUCAGUACUCGAAUAUGAUCGAGCGAACUCUGCAAAGUUAUCACACGGAAACCUCAAUUGGAUCAAGGUGCGAUGCCAGGCCAGCACAUGUUGCUGAGCUGCGCCUUGACCAGACAGUGUCAAAUGCGACAAACGCUGCCCGAAGACACCGCCAAUUGCAGGAAGCCUCAUCGGGCAAAAAGAAUAGCAUAAGCCUUAAAAGCAGCUUACGGAAUUCUAAAGGGAGACAGCGGCAAUCGGGUUUUAGGGACGGUGGGGCCGCGUUCGCCAGAAGCCGUCGAUCAACAGUUGUUGAAGCAGCGUGUAACACGAGUGGCCCACAUUGUAAACUACGACCAGCGCUUAAAUUAGCCGUCCAUUCAUCUUUAUCCACGUGGAACAGUGGACGACAGCGACAGCGAUAUGUACCAAAUUCAGAAUGUGAUAUCUACGGUAGUUUUAAGAUACCAAGCCAGAAAACAGUUACAGUCACCGCCGCGUACGCGACUCAAAAUAGUAACAAUACGAGCAGCAGGAAUAACAAUAAUAUUGAGAAUAGUUAUUAUAACCCUCAUCAGCAUCCCGACAUUGGGAGUCGACGCUGUUCAGCCCCGACAGAUGAAGAAGGAUCACUAAAGCGUCCAUUGGCAACGAAAUGUCAAAGUAUUAGUUCGGAGAAGCUUAGCAAUGAAUCGUUGAUUGUUACCAGGUAUUCUGGGCAAAUCUGUGGCAGUCGCCGCGUGAUCGACAAUGCAAAGCUCUACGACAGCACUGACUCAUCGGCGCAAUCCUUCGAGACAGAAAGAUCAUUCCGUCAGGAAUCGUUGACGGAAACUACUGACCUUUUUGGCAUCGGCUGUAACGCUGCUAGCGUGUCGACGUGUAGACGUAAAGAUCAAACAAACGAAGGCGAGACCGAUUUUGCGCGAUCUCUGAGAAAAAGUAUUGCGGUAAACAUUGAGAAAACCGAAUUGUUGAAUAGCAUGGCUAUCACGAGUUCAUGACAAAUUGGCAACAGCGAAAACAAGAACAAUGGUACCGCACCUCUCUAAAUGUAUCUAGCAACUGGCGACGGCAGAAAAAGGUGGCACAAAAUUAUGCCUCUACGCACUGGUAAUCCAGCCUGCACUGUCAGGACAAAGUGCGGUUGCUUCAAGCCUGAAGCGCUACUACGUCCGAACAUUGAUGAUUUUGUCCGGUGGAACAAGAUCAUCUCAUGCAAUUACAUUUGCCAGACUUUUUUUAUUCAUCGUGCUGCUAUAAGGCGGAGUAGCAGUGGUAGCAACAACACGAACAGCUACCAAGUAACUGUGGCUAGCUGCCUGCUCCGUGACCUUUUGUAUAAGAUAGAAGGGACAUAAAAACAAAGAGAGAAAAAUACGCCCCUCCUAUUGAGCGCUCAUUGUCGAGAAGGCUUGUGAUCGAUACCCUACAAGUUCCCGCAGUAGCAAGAUAUUUCAGACAGAAAAAAAGUGAUCAUUACAGUAAGAGGAAAACAAAGAAAGGGCCAGAUAACUUGCUAAUAUUUUCGUUUGUCUCCGCUACAUUGCACAUGAGUCAAAGUAGUUUUUCUCGUUGUUGGACGUGCGCAAGUGGGGCCGUGUCAGACACACGGAAGACACGGAGGAAAACAGCUUGAGCUUUCGCGGUUAUGGGGUACAGCACUCGUGUGACGUGCACGGGGAUUUCCCCAAAACUUUUCAAAAUCUAUUCCGUACCAUUCGUUUUUAUGUGAUGUGUAUGUACGUACGCACACAAAAUUGCCAGUUACCGUCAGCAGCAGAAACAAAGAAAAAUUGGGGGUGCUUGAAGAAAUGAAUUCGGAUGAGCUUGGAGGACCACUGACUGCACUCGAAUAUUACUGGCUCGCAAAAAGGAACCGGGCCAAUGGUCCUAGCGUCAGUCCGAAAACAACAAUAGCAUUCUUUCUUGGCUGAGCUCGAAAAGAGUUUCCGGGGAAACCGCAGACUCGCAGGACGGACGCAACCUACGAUUCUUCACUGCCGUGGCCACAAUAUCGGCACAGCAUCCGGAUAUUAUGGUCGCAUUUCCGAAUUGCUGAGCAACGGCUGCACCGCGACAUCGACUUAGGGAACUUCCUGAAAGCUCGUCGUUUCCUGUGUACUCUGUACCAUUGACAUAGAUUCACUGAAUGUUUCGAGUUUUACGUUCGGAACUGUGUCAGCAUUAUCUAAAACAACUACAGCUACUGCUAUUAUUACGCGCCAUCAACAUUUCGUAGCCAAAAUAGUAAUAAGAGAAAAAUGCGACGAGUAAUAAUAGCAAUAAUAGUUAUUAUUGUUACAACAAUAACAAGUAUUCUGUACAUUUCAUGACUCCAGUACAAAUAUCCAAAAGUAAACAACAGCGGCAAAACCUAACAAGGGAUAUACUAUAGAAACGGAUCGAGGUAUUGUUACUGAAAGCGUUAGAGUUCUGGCUAAAACAGAUAUAAUUAAAAUAAAAUAAAAUAGAAUAUAGGUAUAUGGUGACGAUAUUUAGUAGUAAAGCUAGCAGUGACAGAUAGCAAUGGUAAUUAAAUUAUAUAUUAUGAUGAAAAGCAUUUUUAG
Molecule: messenger RNA, 5617 nt
Organism: Varroa destructor (honeybee mite)
Lineage: Eukaryota; Metazoa; Arthropoda; Arachnida; Mesostigmata; Varroidae
Source: RefSeq, a predicted model, not a curated record